This is a messenger RNA of Malus domestica (apple), 771 nucleotides long. RefSeq lists its product as uncharacterized. Gene Ontology annotation, molecular function: structural constituent of ribosome. Lineage: Eukaryota; Viridiplantae; Streptophyta; Magnoliopsida; Rosales; Rosaceae. The record is from RefSeq and is a predicted model, not a curated record. Gene Ontology annotation, biological process: translation. Gene Ontology annotation, cellular component: ribosome.
CUUGUGAAUCGCCUUCAGCAUUCGUUGGCCCAUUACCCAACUAACCCAACCCUAAACCCUAAACCAUUUCUUCAGUCUCCCCUCACGCAUCGUUCGUGGCGUCUCAAGCUCACCCAGAGGAAGCUUUAGCUCCACACUCCAGAAAAAUCAGGGUUUUGCCCAUCUUUCCGGAAAAGAAGACGAUGAAUUUUGCAACAUCAAUAUGCAGUAGGUUGGGUCUGAAGAACAUUGUUACGAAUACUCCCGUAUACAGCAGUGCUUCUGAUGUCACGGCAGAAGGAUUGAGUUUGACCUUUAGGCGCUGGGCUACUAAAAAAUCUGCUGGAUCCACCAAAAAUGGUCGAGAUUCAAAUCCCAAAUUUCUUGGAGUGAAGAAAUUUGGCGGAGAGAGAGUGAUACCUGGAAACAUCAUAGUUCGCCAAAGAGGCACCCGUUUUCAUCCUGGAAAUUAUGUUGGUUUAGGGAAGGAUCACACCCUUUUUGCUCUGAAAGAAGGCUCUGUUAAGUUUGAACACCACAAGCUCAGCGGACGCAAGUGGGUGCAUAUUGUGCCAAAGGAAGGUCACGUGCUUCACCCCGUCUAUGCAAAUGGUGCGACUGCGCCAUCGACAGCGUAGUUGAAGACGGUUUCAGAUCCUUGUGAGCUUGUUAUUAGAUCAUUUUAGGUUCAAACCUUUCCCCGGGUUGGUUAGAAUAAGAAAAGCGAUACCCCAAAACAUAUGAAAUACAUCAUUUUUGACAGUCGAACGAGACAGAAUUGUUUCAAAUGAA